GCCUUGUCAAAAAGUAAAUUUUAAUUAAACAAAACAGUGUUAAAUUCUGCUGUAUUGGUGAUAAAUUAUUGAUAUUGAGUUGUUUUAAUAAUAGUUCUGAGUGAUUCCGUGGAGUGAUUGCUAUAAAAGUCUUUACCAGAGAUGUAUGACGAUAGACGUGGGGGUCGAGGCGGCGGUCGCGGGGGUGGUGUCAGAGGUCGUGGUGGCGGACGCGGAGGCAUGAGUUCUCGUGGCGGCCGAUCAGAUAGGGAUGAGGACAGGGGCUCCCGGUUCGGCGGGGGCGGCCGAGGCCGGGACUCGGGGCGCGGAGGCGGACGAGGCGCCAGCCGCGGUGGUCGCGAUUUCCGCGACGGUCGUGACGACUUCGGAAGAGGAAAAUUCAAAAACGACCAACCGGGCGGCGCACUCCGCAAAAUACGCUGGGACACCGUCACACUCACUCCAUUCCAAAAGAAUUUCUACGUGCCUCAUCCUAACGUGCAAAGACGACCCAUGUCCGAGGUCGAAGCUUAUCGCAGCCAGCACCAAAUCACCGUUAACGGUCGCGAUGUACCGGCGCCCAGCAUUUUCUUCGACGAAGGCGGCUUUCCCGAUUACGCUAUGAAAGAAAUUCUCAAGCAGGGUUUCCCUAACCCGACGCCUAUCCAAGCACAGGGUUGGCCGAUAGCUCUAUCUGGACGGGACAUGGUUGGAAUAGCUCAGACAGGCUCAGGAAAGACAUUGGCAUACAUUUUGCCUGCAAUUGUUCAUAUUAUAAACCAGCCGAGACUGUUGAGGGAUGAAGGCCCCAUUGUUCUCGUUUUAGCGCCAACACGAGAGCUCGCUCAGCAAAUUCAGCAGGUUGCAACAGAUUUUGGCCAGAAUGUGGCAGUUCGCAACACAUGCAUCUUCGGCGGAGCACCCAAGGGGCCGCAGGGAAGGACCCUGGAGCGAGGAGUGGAGAUAGUCAUUGCCACUCCCGGUAGACUGAUUGACUUCUUGGAGAAAGACACGACAAAUCUCCGCCGCUGCACGUACCUGGUGCUGGACGAGGCGGACCGCAUGUUGGACAUGGGCUUCGAGCCACAGAUCAGGAAGAUCAUUGAGCAGAUCCGACCUGACAGACAAGUUCUUAUGUGGUCGGCAACAUGGCCCAAGGAGGUCCAGAACCUGGCCGAGGAGUUCCUCCACGACUACAUCCAGAUCAACAUUGGCUCUCUGUCUCUGUCCGCCAACCACAACAUCCUGCAGAUAGUUGAUGUCUGCGAGGAGUGGGAGAAGAACGACAAGCUCAUCACAUUGCUGACGGAGAUAUCCUCGGAGGAAGAAACCAAGACCAUAAUAUUUGCCGAGACGAAAAGAAAAGUGGAUGAAAUAACGAAGAGCAUAAACCGCGCGGGCUGGCGCGCGCUCGCCAUCCACGGCGACAAGAACCAGCAGGACCGCGACUACGUGCUGCAGCAGUUCCGUAACUCGCGCGCCGGCGUGCUCGUCGCCACAGACGUCGCGGCUCGGGGCCUCGACGUGGAGGACGUGAAAUUCGUGAUAAACUACGACUAUCCGAACAACUCUGAAGACUACGUCCACCGCAUCGGGCGGACGGGACGCUCGCACAACACUGGCACGGCCUACACACUGUUCACGCCCAACAACUCUGCUAAAGCGAGAGACUUAAUGUCGGUGCUGCAGGAGGCCAACCAAGUGGUCAACCCGAAACUGUUGGAGUUGGCGCAAUGCGGCAUGGGAUUCAAGGGGAAAUACGGUCGUGGGCGGUUCCGCGACCGUGACGACGAGGGAGGCCGCGGGGGAAGAGGACGCGGACGCGGGCGCGGGGGCAGUUCAAGAUGGGACAAUUCGUCCAACGGCGACGGACAGGGCGGUUACAACCAGGGGGGCGGGUUCAACCGACAGGACUACAACAGUCGACCCAACUACCGGGAGGGGGGGUUCAGUCGGGACCGCGAGGGCGGGAGUAGCUUCAGAGGCCGCGGCGGCGCCAGGGGCGGCACCAGAGGCGGCCGGGGGGGGCAAGGGUUCAACCAGAGCUCGUUUGGACAACAGGGGUACAACAACCAGACGACGCAAGGGUUCGGUCAGGCGGCGACGGGGUUCAACGCAACCCCUAGUAGCUAUUAUAAUAUGUAUUCACAGCCGCCGCCCCAGUAAAUUAUUAAUAAGUAAAUAAAUACACUUACAAGCGGGUGACAAGUGACCAGAUGUUAGCUCGACACUGCAGCGAGAAUUUCCUUGCAACCACCACUGCAGUAUUUAAUUAAAAAUUAACCAAAUUAUAGCAACUUCGUUAAUGACACUCCGAUGAUAUGCGGGCGACUGGGAAAAAGGUCUGCGCGGGGUAUGAAGUCGUGGGAGAGGGGUAUUGCUACCUCCCGUCCGGCCCGCGCGGACCAUCGAGUGUUACGAACGAAUUUGCCAAUAACUGCAUGCAGGUGACAGAAGGGUUCGACACUAGGAUGCGACGCUGCAGCGAAAUGUACACUUUCGCAACCACUGCAGUAAAUGUGAAAGGAAAUUAAUUAAAA
This is a messenger RNA of Bicyclus anynana (squinting bush brown), 2519 nucleotides long. RefSeq lists its product as uncharacterized. The coding region runs from base 142 to 2145 and encodes 667 amino acids. Gene Ontology annotation, molecular function: ATP binding; RNA binding; RNA helicase activity. Gene Ontology annotation, cellular component: cytoplasm; ribonucleoprotein complex; nucleus. Lineage: Eukaryota; Metazoa; Arthropoda; Insecta; Lepidoptera; Nymphalidae. The record is from RefSeq and is a predicted model, not a curated record. The transcript is spliced from 10 exons.